UUUUUAGUAGGUCAAAAACCUUUCCUCGCUCGUUCACUGCUUUCCCAGUGACCGACUACCUCAUUAAAUCCGAUCACAUUUCCUUCACCUCCAUCCUCUCCCUCCCCGCGCCACCACCGACCCCCAUCUCUCCCUCUUUCUGUUUGCCUACCUAAGAAGGUGGACUGCAACCCAUUACUCACCUCAUCUCACAACAUGUCGAAGUUCUCUCGCCGCCUUUCCUCUAAACUUCUCCCAUUCUUCCUCUGCACGCUACUCCCUCUCUACUCAUCACGGCUACUGUCACCAAGGAACAUCGCCGUCCUCGAUGUCACCGCUUCCAUCCAGAAAGCAGCCGCCGUCAUCGCCUUUGACUCUCAGCGAGCCCACGUCAUUGACGAUGAAACCAUGAUUGAAUCCAUGGAUGUCGCCAACUCUUCCAAUCUCUCGAUCAAAUUGCAUUCUCGAGAUUUCCUCCCCCGGGCCAUCGCCGGCGGUCAUAAAGACUACCGGAGCCUUACCCUCGCCCGCUUAGGCCGCGAUUCAACCCGAACCCAAGCCAUUUCUGCAAGGAUUUCCCUCGCCAUUCACGGCAUAAAGAAGUCCGAUCUGAAGCCAUUGAUCACCGACGAUAUGCUUGAAACCACAGCAAGUGGCGGCGGCGGCGAAGUUUCCGGUCCUGUGGUCUCCGGUACGAACCAGGGUAGCGGUGAGUAUUUCUCUCAGGUCGGGAUAGGGCAGCCGGCGAGACUGGCGUACCUUGUUAUAGACACUGGAAGUGAUGUGACUUGGAUCCAGUGCCAGCCCUGUACCGACUGUUACCAGCAAUCGGACCCGGUGUUUGACCCGGCAGCAUCUUCAACCUACUCGCCAUUGUCGUGCGACUCGCAGUCUUGCCGAUCACUAGACGUCUCAGCCUGCCGGAACUCUUCAUGUCUCUACCAAGUCUCCUACGGCGACGGAUCUUUCACCGUUGGCGAAUUCGCCACCGACUCACUCACCUUCGGUUCCUCCUCUCCAGUUCCCUCCAUUGCUCUUGGCUGCGGCCAUGACAACGAAGGCCUCUUCGUCGGCGCGUCGGGCAUACUCGGCCUCGGCGGAGGUGCUCUCUCUUUUCCUUCCCAGAUCCAAUCCCCUUCUUUCUCCUACUGCCUCGUCAACCGCGAUAGCUCCAGCUCCUCCACACUCGAUUUCGGUUCAAAAUCCUCCGAUCCAACCACUGUAACCGCUCCACUCCUCCGUAACAGUAAGGUCGAUACGUUCUACUAUGUAGGUCUCUCCGGGCUCAGCGUCGGCGGCGAAGUCCUUUCGAUCCCAGCCUCAGCAUUCGCCAUGGACGAAUCUGGAACCGGAGGCGUGAUCGUGGACUCCGGAACGGCGGUGACGAGGCUUCAGCGCGACGCUUACUCAGCUCUCCGUGAAGCAUUCUCGAAGGGGAUGACCGAUCUGCCAUCAGCCGAGGGUGUUGCGCUGUUCGACACUUGCUACGAUUUAUCCUCGAGGACUUCGGUUGAAGUGCCCACGGUGGCUUUCCGGUUCGACGGAGGAAAAGAGCUAAAGCUUCCGGCGACCAACUACUUGAUUCCGGUGGAUUCGACAGGCACUUUCUGCCUGGCCUUCGCGCCGACGAGCUCGCCGCUCUCCAUUAUCGGUAACGUGCAGCAGCAGGGCACACGCGUCGCUUUCGAUCUCGACAACGCACUGGUGGGCUUCACUCCGAAUAAAUGUUAAGCGGACGGUAUUGCCCCUGUCUGUUGGUUAUUAUUACGGUUACCUCCGUAGAAAUUAAUUAGCGGUAUUUAUUGUUUCAUAAAUGGAAAUGAAGGCGGUGGGGGGAAGCGGGUUCGCUUUGGUUGUUGGGGUAAUUAAAGAGGUGUCGUAGUGGCAUUCAAGGGAUUAGAGCCGUGUUUCUUCUUACUUGCUUACGACAAUUUAUCUCCAUUGAAAUAUAAUGGUAUGAUAUUA
This is a messenger RNA of Phalaenopsis equestris, 1944 nucleotides long. RefSeq names its product protein ASPARTIC PROTEASE IN GUARD CELL 1-like. The coding region runs from base 196 to 1710 and encodes 504 amino acids. NCBI's taxonomy places the organism in Eukaryota, Viridiplantae, Streptophyta, Magnoliopsida, Asparagales, Orchidaceae. The record is from RefSeq and is a predicted model, not a curated record. Gene Ontology annotation, biological process: proteolysis. Gene Ontology annotation, molecular function: aspartic-type endopeptidase activity. The transcript has a single exon.